Messenger RNA from Linum tenue, 202 nucleotides. Lineage: Eukaryota; Viridiplantae; Streptophyta; Magnoliopsida; Malpighiales; Linaceae. The record is from the annotation of a GenBank genome assembly.
UUCGAGGAGCAGUUAGUGAGCAGCGAGUUUGUGGGCAGCCAGCUAGAGGAGAGCAGUAGAAGCGCCACGGAGGAUGCUCAGUCAAGGUUUUCAGUAGCAACAACUUCAAAGAUUAUUAGUUAUUUACAUUUAUGAUUAUGAGUACAGACUGGAGAUUAUUUGGAGAUCAGAUUGAGAUUUUAAAGUUUGAGUUUGAUUUGCC